This is a messenger RNA of Staurois parvus, 867 nucleotides long. Lineage: Eukaryota; Metazoa; Chordata; Amphibia; Anura; Ranidae. The record is from the annotation of a GenBank genome assembly.
AUGUAUCGGAGACGCAGCUUCAAACACAAAUCAAAGUCUCAGAGCAGCCUGGUGGAUGCUACUGAAUCUACUAACCAAACAGCCAAAUCUACAGUCUCUAAGAGCUCUAGUAAAGGGGACACAGAAAAACAAAAACGAGAGCAGAUGAAGUCCCUUGAAAGCGCUAUGUCACAGACUGAUACAGUACAGACAGCCACGGCACCACCUGCAGAAAAGCCCACCCUGGCUUAUUCCCGGAAGCCUGAGUCUAUUUCUAUGAAAACCCAGCUCAUCAACAAACUCCCAGCCUCCUUUGUUGGCGAUUUCUCCAUGAUUGAUCAUGUGUGUCCUCGCCAUAGCACAAUAAAGACACGGGAAACCGUUAAUGGCAAUCGGCUUCCUCUCAUUGUAACAGUUAUUCAGAGAACUAACUUGCCUCCGUUAUCUAAAUAUUCAUCACCCAUCAAACAGCAUCCACCGCCUUUCCAUGCCAUGCUUGAUUUCAACAAUGACAAAAGCCAGGUGACUGAUCAUGUGCUCAAAAGAGACAAGCCGGCUAUAUCGAGAAGUCUGGUACCUUCUAUGGGAACAAAAUCAUACAGCUUUGGAACCACUGUAGAUAAACAGAAAAGCCCUGAAGUGUCUAGUUCAACCCUUGAUCUACAGCUCAGUCUCAGCCCAAAGACCCGCAUGACCAACAGAUUCCACCCGGAGUCGGUCAUCACUCUCGUGACUUCAGAAUUGUUCGAUAACAUCUUGCCAAAACCAAAGAAACACAAAUCAGACUCUAUGAAGUUAUUACCAAAAGUCAGGAGGUCAGAUUCCCUCAUCACAGCCACUCCAGAGGACGCAUCCGAAGAGACACAUCCGAAGGUUGGCAAAGAUUAA